Molecule: messenger RNA, 2790 nt
Organism: Sorghum bicolor (sorghum)
Lineage: Eukaryota; Viridiplantae; Streptophyta; Magnoliopsida; Poales; Poaceae
Exons: 2
Coding region: 677-2557 (626 amino acids)
Source: RefSeq, a predicted model, not a curated record
CCGCACCGAGCGAGAAGAGAGGAUUGGAGGAAGGAACCCUACCUAUACCAAUCUCGCCUCGUUUCGUCAGCUGCACUGCAUUCCAAUUCCAUCAUCUGCAAGCGGAGGCCGGAGGGAGAGAGAGCCUUCGUGGUCCCCCUGCUCUGCUCAUCAGAAUUUCAGAAUAUAGGAGGCAGGCCGCCGCCCGGCAAGUCCACCGAAACAAAAACACUACUCCGCCUCGCCUCCCUCUCCGCCUCUCUUCCCAGCGACUUCCUCCUCCCUCCCCCUCCAGCCCUCCUCGUCGUCCGGCGAGGCAGCAGCGAGAUCGACCGUCCUCCGUCCCCGCGCGAGAUUGUGAAACCACAGAAUUUGGAUGCUCCUGCCUAUGCAAGAUGUCAACCACCAGAGAUAUUGUUCAGUGUUAGGGAAGUUGUGCAGUUUUGGAUCAUAAAUUCUACAGAAACAAGAUAAUUAUGGACCGCGCAGACACAUCAGGGUUUGUCAGUGGUGGUUGCUUUGGUACUACACUCCUGCUGAUAUUCUUCCAUUUCGUCUAUUCUACAGUCCGUGUCUGAAAGAUUGUCAAGAACCCUUAAGCUGCCUGGGCAGAAAUAUCAUCAGGCCCCUGUUCUUUGAGCUCUCUGGUGUUUUAUCUCAUCUUCUUUUCUGCCAUUGCUAUAGCGUCUCAACUGUGAUGGAUAACGGCUUCGUGAACAUUCCCCAUCCGCCAUUGUCAGAGGCUCUGAUGAAUGACCCCUUUGUUUUAGUGGGUUGCUCAGCGCCAAGCUCCACGAUGGAGAACAUGGGCCAAAGCACACUCUGUAUGGAUGGCCUGAACCCAGCAAUGGUUAGUUGCAGCCAUGUUAAUGGAAAUACACAGAUAAUGAAUGACAUAGCACCGAGAGAUGAUGGCAGCAGGUUAGUCCUUGGUUUGGGUCCAACACCGAAUUUUUAUUCUGCAGCGUCCACUGGUUCAAAACAAGAUCAGAGGUUGUCUGGCCAGAGUUCCACUUUCACUGAUUCCGGGAUGCUGAGGCUUGGUCUUCAGAUGGAUGGUGGGGAAGCAAUUCAAUAUCUGCAAGCACCAAAUGGAGCACUCCAUUCUUUAGGUGUCGUUGAUGAGGCUUCAACAUCUGCUACUGUAAGGAACAUGGGUGGUUACAUGCCAUCCCUACUCUUUGCUCCCCGUGCCAAUUCUACUGUCAAUGAGACACAAGUAGAAACCCCAGAUUCUCUAGACCUCACGCACAGCACCAGCAAUAGUCAGCAUGUUCAACAUCACCUCCAGCUCAGCCCUGAACCCUCUGCAAUGACCGAGUCUUCAUUUGGUGUGAGUUCUGAUGUUGUCACUGCAACAACUACAUCAGAACGUAGCCAUUCCCGGCAUCCUAAGAAAUGCAGGUUUAAGGGAUGUUCCAAAGGUGCAAGAGGCGCAUCAGGGUUGUGUAUUGCUCACGGAGGUGGGCAGAGAUGUCAUAAAUCUGGAUGCCAUAAAGGUGCCGAGAGCAGCUCUGCGUACUGCAAAGCUCACGGUGGCGGUCGUCGGUGUGAGGAGCUUGGUUGUACCAAAAGUGCAGAAGGAAAAACAGAUUAUUGCAUUGCUCAUGGUGGAGGCCGCCGAUGUGAACAUCCUGGCUGUCCUAAAGCUGCCCGGGGUAAGUCUGGGCGGUGCAUCAAGCAUGGUGGUGGGAAGAGGUGCUCGGUUAAAGGUUGCAUUCGGAGUGCCGAGGGGAAGGCUGGACUGUGCAUUUCUCAUGGCGGUGGCCGACGGUGCCAGUAUCCAGAUUGUGGCAAGGGGGCACAGGGCAGCACAUUGUACUGCAAGGGACAUGGUGGUGGCAAGAGGUGCAUCUUCGAUGGUUGCAGCAAAGGCGCAGAGGGUAGCACACCUCUGUGCAAAGCACACGGUGGUGGGAAGCGAUGCAUGUUUGAAGGAGGUGGUGUCUGUGCAAAGAGUGUGCACGGGGCUACUGAAUACUGUGUGGCACAUGGAGGUGGGAAGCGCUGUUCCGUGCCCGGCUGCACCAAAAGUGCUCGUGGCCGCACUGACUGCUGUGUGAAGCAUGGUGGUGGUAAGCGGUGCAAGGUUGACAACUGCGGCAAGAGCGCCCAGGGGAGCACGGAAUUCUGCAAAGCCCAUGGUGGAGGAAAACGGUGCACUUGGAGCACAGGGUGUGAAAAGUUCUCCCGUGGCAAGAGUGGCUUCUGUGCGGCACAUGGUACCUUGAUGGCCAGGCAGCGAGAACAAGAGGUGGUGAAGAAUGUAGGAAGCAUGAUUGGACCAGGUCUCUUCAGCGGCAUUGUGGUGUCAUCUGCCACUGCAGCAAGCAGCAUGACGAACGAGCACUCGUCCUCUGGUGUCAGUACCGCUUCGGAUUGUGACGGCACCAUGAGGAGCCAAUCAAUGAUUCCUCCGCAGGUGCUGGUUCCUCGCUCUAUGAUGCCUUGGUCUUCUGAGCCUGUAGAUGGGGGCAGAGAGGGAGGUCAUGUUGUUCCCGAGGGGAGGGUCCAUGGAGGUGGCCUCCUGUCACUACUCGGUGGCAGCUUCAGGAACGCUGAUGUUGAAAAGCUUUGAAGCUAGUGCUUUUCCAUCGGCAGAUUUGGUCAGUUUGUACAUAAACAGGGCGUGUUUCCGCCUAUUGAAUUCCUAUUGUGCCUUUUCUUGUCUAGAUAAACAUUUCAAACCUUCAUGUACUGGUUAAGUCCAUUGUAAAGUGGUGACUGGCAAUUGAUGCGAACGCUUUUGGCUUGUUGGUUAAGUUGUAGUCAGUACUGCAAUAAAUUCGUGUACUUAUUAUGCUGCUCUUA